This is a messenger RNA of Apis mellifera (honey bee), 1746 nucleotides long. RefSeq names its product very-long-chain enoyl-CoA reductase. Gene Ontology annotation, cellular component: mediator complex. Bases 139 to 1596 code for a protein of 485 amino acids. The record is from RefSeq and is a predicted model, not a curated record. Lineage: Eukaryota; Metazoa; Arthropoda; Insecta; Hymenoptera; Apidae. Gene Ontology annotation, molecular function: oxidoreductase activity, acting on the CH-CH group of donors; protein binding; transcription coregulator activity. Gene Ontology annotation, biological process: regulation of transcription by RNA polymerase II; very long-chain fatty acid biosynthetic process. The transcript is spliced from 8 exons.
AUGUCUUGUACAUACAGUGCCAUCUAUCGUUAGGUGUGAAGUAUCAUUAGAAGGUUAUUCAAGUUGCGCGCGUUCUCUCCAUUUGACAAGUGUUUCGUGUGUAAUCCGGUUUCUAAAGUGUAAAAGUUUUUCAAGAAAAUGGGUGUUACAGUUUUGCAACAAUAUCCGAUGAUAGAAAAUAGAACUGGACCACAAACCAUCGAGUUCCUGACAAAACGAGUCGUUGCCCUUGGUGCUAUGCAAACUGGUCAAUUUUUGGUGGAUUGUGAGACCUACGUUUCGGUACCGCAAUUGGGUGUCCAACGGACUCUUCACGUUCUCCACAACUCGGAGCAGCCGGCAUCCGCGUUCGCGAUCCUGGAGUCGGGCAACAAGGUGGUCCCAUUGAUAGCCGAUGGCCUGUUCGAUCUGUUGAUGUACAAAAUCUCGAGCGUGUACACGAACAAGAUGCAGAAGAUGGAGUCGAAGGGGCCCAGGUUCGAGAUUGGCGAUUUCUGCGUGAAACUCGGAAGCGUGACGAUUAAUCAGAACUUCAAAGGCGUCCUGGUCGAGGUGGAAUAUAGGCCUUGCGUCGUGCCCGGAAGUGCAUGGGAAUUGAUCCGUGAAUUUUUGCAAGGUUUCCUCGGUUCCACCGUGUCCAAUCAAGCACCGCAAUAUUUGCAGAACCGAAUGAACGACAUUUAUCAACCGUUGGACACGAUACAACAAUACUUGGAACACUUUGGCCAGUACAGGAAAGCUACCGGUGUGAAAUCUAAUACAACUAUACAAGAAAUAAAAGAAGAAUUAUUUAAAUUAAAAAAAGCACCACAUAUUCAUAGACAAAGCUUAAGAUUAGAUGCUAAAGGGAAAGCUUUACCUGAUUCAGAAACUUUAAAAAAUUUAUCAAUUUCUAAUGGAGGAAAAUUAUAUUUCAAAGAUCUUGGACCUCAAAUUAGUUGGAAAACUGUAUUUUUAGUGGAAUAUGCUGGUCCAUUAAUUCUAUAUCUAUGGAUAUAUCAACGUCCAUGGAUUUUUUAUGGUGACAUAACUAAAUCUAAAGUAGAUGACAAAGUUCAUGUGGCAGCUAUUUGUUGGAGCAUACACUAUGCAAAAAGACUUCUAGAAACAUUGUUUGUCCAUAGGUUUAGUCAUGCAACAAUGCCAUUGCGUAAUCUUUUUAAAAAUUGUUCAUACUAUUGGAUUUUUGCUAUGUAUGUAGCAUAUCAUGUAAAUCAUCCUUGGUAUACAGCUCCAAAGCAAUUUCAGUUUCUUGUUGGAUUAGUUACAUUUGUACUUUGUGAAUUGGGAAACCUAAGUAUCCAUUUAGCUUUAAGAGACUUAAGACCAGCAGGAAGUACUGUAAGAAAAAUACCAGUACCCACUAACAAUCUUUUUACUUUAUUAUUUAAUUUUGUAUCAUGUCCAAAUUACACUUAUGAAAUUGGUAGUUGGAUUGGUUUUACCAUCAUGACUUCAUGUCUUCCAGCUGGAUUCUUUGCUAUUGCUGGUGCAUAUCAAAUGACUGUUUGGGCAAUAGGAAAACAUAAAGCAUAUAAAAGAGAAUUUCCUCAAUAUCCAAAAACUAGAAAAGCUAUCAUUCCAUUUGCCCUUUAAGUAAUCUAUUUCUAAUAUAAUAUUUUUAAAUAAGAAUACUGUGUUGGUAAUUAUUAUUAAGACAUUUAUAUUUCUUUGUUCUAUUUUAUUAUUGAUAUUUUUACUGUUUAAAUAAAUAAUUUAUGGUAGAAUAUCAUAUGAUAUACUAUA